This is a messenger RNA of Schizosaccharomyces japonicus yFS275, 2119 nucleotides long. RefSeq names its product histone acetyltransferase Mst2. Gene Ontology annotation, cellular component: H3 histone acetyltransferase complex; nucleus. NCBI's taxonomy places the organism in Eukaryota, Fungi, Ascomycota, Schizosaccharomycetes, Schizosaccharomycetales, Schizosaccharomycetaceae. The transcript is spliced from 3 exons. Gene Ontology annotation, molecular function: protein-lysine-acetyltransferase activity; histone acetyltransferase activity. Gene Ontology annotation, biological process: regulation of heterochromatin organization; heterochromatin formation; regulation of DNA-templated transcription. The record is from RefSeq and is a predicted model, not a curated record. The coding region runs from base 231 to 1496 and encodes 421 amino acids.
CAAGUGCGCACCAUCUACAUACGGUGUAAACUUGAGGGAACCUGAGUUACUAUGCAAGAAAUCAAAGUGUCUACAACUAUACAAGCGACACAUUUUCUACUUCUUUCUUACCUUAACCUUCCAGGUGUUGGCUGUCCACUUUUCUCCCCUCAAAAACUCACCACCAAAAAUUUGAGAUUACUGACGAUUCGGAUGUGCAGAAUGUCAAAGUCCUUUUGUAUGCCACUGUGAUGCCUCGCGUCGUGGCUUUAAACGUCGGAGAAGAGCAUGGUAGGUUUCUUUUAAAAGUAUCUCUAGAUACAAGUUCGCCUGACUACCAAUCGUUUGCCUAUCGCAUUAUUGUACUCGAUGAGACGCGUCGGUACUCGACUGUCAUUCCCAAUUCCGAGGAACGAGAAUUUCUACCGGAUCCCUCCGCAGAUGAAAGCAACUUGUUCCUUCGUGCUCAAAAUGCUGUAAAAAAAACUCAAGAAGAGAGCUAUCUUUAUUCGCAACCAUUUUUGGCUACCGCUGGGCAUGCUCCUUCAGCUCCAGCUCCUACGACUAUUCGGUUCGUACAGUUUGGUAACAAAAAAACAAAACCAUGGUAUUCAGCUCCAUAUCCGGAAGAGUACAGUUGCUCGCGCAUCCUAUACAUCUGCGAGUUUUGUCUCAAGUAUAUGAAAAGUGAAUACACACUUUGUCGACAUAUGAUGAAGUGCUCUUGGCGGCAUCCUCCCGGAAAUGAGAUUUAUCGUGAUGGCAAGAUUUCCUUGUUCGAAGUGGACGGCCAACAACAGUCGGUAUACUGCCAAAACCUCUGUCUCUUGGCUAAAAUGUUUCUCCAUUCCAAAAUGCUUUACUAUGAUGUUGAGCCGUUUCUAUUUUAUGUAAUGACAACUUACGAAGACUGCAAGUACCAUUUUGUGGGAUACUUUAGUAAAGAAAAGCGAUCCGCAUCCAACUACAAUGUGUCAUGUAUAUUGACUCUCCCAACAUACCAACGAAAAGGUUAUGGCGCGUUUUUAAUCGAGUUUAGCUACUUGCUAACACAAGUUGAACAAAAAACCGGUUCGCCAGAAAAACCAUUGUCUGAUUUAGGACUUGUUUCAUAUAGAAGCUACUGGAAAAUGAGAGUCGCUCGAUGUCUCCUUCAAGCAAACGGUCCAUUGAGCAUUGAAGAAAUAUCCAAGCGGACGUCUAUGGAUCCCAAUGACAUUAUUUCAGCAUUAGAAGCGCUCUCAAUAUUACAACGAAACCCACGGACGAAUGAGUACGAGCUACAUAUCCGCCAAGACGAGCUGCAAGCCGUCUGUAAUAAAUGGGAUCGUAAACAUCAGCAACGAGUGCAUCCAAAUUUACUACGGUGGACACCAUACAUUGGCGAAGCGAAAAUUAAUGAUCUGCUGCAGCACGAAAGUACUCUCGUUCCAGCAGUGAAAAACUGCAACCUAAACGAAGCUUCAACAGAAGAAGAAUCUCGAGAAAAACUUAAUUCUAAUACGUAUUCAUCAUGACUUUAAUUCAAUUAAGGGUUCAUCAUCUUCUUAUGAUUGCUUUGCCUGCUGUUGCUCCAUGUUAAUAACAUCUCCCAGAACUCCAGACAGACUCAUGGAGUAGAGGUUAAGAGUUGAAAACAGUGUGUCACAUCCAGCAAUACUAUCGUUCAAAAUAUCCUGAACUUCUUUCGCUUGCAUUUUCUGGCGAAAAAGUUCUUCAACAUUCUCUCUCAUGCUUUCGUUCAGUGAAUUAAGUAAUUCUUGCUGAUUUUUCUCAAAUGCGUCUUCCCCUGACCAGUCCAAUUCAAACAAAUGUUUACCAGCAUUUACAGGCAGUGUGUCCAGAGUAAUUCUUGAUUUUGCAUUGUACAAAUGCUCCAGAGUUUGGGUUGAUUGAAAAUGGGGUUCGAUGCCUUGUUUAUUUUGUGCAGAAUAAUUUAGAGAAGAAGGUUUAUCGGAAGUUUCAACAGGAGUGUAAAAAGAGCUUGAGGAAUCAGGACCUGCUGGUCCAGCCUGACUGGUUGCUUCUUGUUGUGUGUGUGCAGAGAGCGAAGGCGGUCUUCGGACAGAUAGUUUUCGAGUAGGGUUUUUGGGCAGUAUUAACGGAGCAGAACCUAUGCCGACGCUCGAAGGUCUGCUAU